Drosophila yakuba is the source of this 1656-nucleotide messenger RNA. It is a transcript of the gene Bmcp, whose product is annotated as mitochondrial uncoupling protein Bmcp. The coding region runs from base 184 to 1095 and encodes 303 amino acids. The transcript is spliced from 5 exons. Gene Ontology annotation, biological process: transmembrane transport. Lineage: Eukaryota; Metazoa; Arthropoda; Insecta; Diptera; Drosophilidae. The record is from RefSeq and is a predicted model, not a curated record.
GUUUUUAUUGUUUUUGUUUCUGUCUCUAAAGUUAAGGUAACUAAAAGUAUUUAAGCGAUGGAAUCACAAUAAAACCGCUUGCUUAUCUAAUUCGUUGCGCAACCAAGCGGCGAGAGUGAGGCGGUUCCGUGGGGCAAGCGCAAUUCGUUUCGAUUCCGGACAUCAACAGGUGCGGCGCCGGAAAUGGGUGAAGUGAAGGAUUGGCGGCCUUUCGUUUACGGCGGAGUCGCCUCUAUUACGGCGGAAUUUGGCACCUUUCCUAUCGACACAACGAAGACGCGCCUCCAAAUCCAAGGUCAGAAAAUCGACCAAACGUUCUCCCAGCUGCGAUAUCGCGGCAUGACCGAUGCCUUUGUGAAAAUCACCCGCGAGGAGGGUCUGCGGGCCCUGUAUUCCGGUAUUUGGCCAGCAGUUCUAAGGCAGGCGACCUAUGGCACCAUCAAGUUUGGAACCUACUACACCCUGAAGAAGCUGGCCAACGAACGCGGUUUGCUGACGAACGACGACGGCAGCGAGCGGGUGUGGAGCAAUAUUCUGUGCGCGGCGGCUGCAGGAGCGAUCUCUUCGGCUAUUGCUAAUCCCACGGACGUGCUGAAGGUGCGGAUGCAGGUGCAUGGGAAGGGACAGCACAAGGGCCUACUGGGCUGUUUCGGGGAGAUCUACAAAUACGAGGGCGUUCGCGGACUCUGGCGCGGAGUGGGUCCGACGGCUCAGCGCGCCGUGGUUAUCGCCUCUGUUGAGCUGCCCGUCUACGACUUUUGCAAGCUGCAGUUAAUGAAUGCCUUUGGAGAUCACGUGGCCAAUCAUUUCAUCUCGAGCUUUAUUGCCAGUUUAGGCAGUGCCAUUGCCUCAACGCCUAUUGAUGUAAUUCGGACGCGCCUGAUGAACCAGCGUCACGUUAGCAUUACUAUAAAUGGAGUGGUCACGGCAGCAGCCACACCAAAGCUGUACAGCGGCAGUCUUGACUGCGCUGUACAGACUAUCAGGAACGAAGGACUCCCCGCCCUGUACAAAGGUUUCAUUCCCACCUGGGUGAGGAUGGGUCCGUGGAAUAUUAUAUUUUUUAUAACCUACGAACAACUUAAGAAGUACUAGUGCGAGAGAUAGUAACGUCCAAGGAAUUCAAGUACAAGACGUAUUUUAGCAUUCAAACCAAAAAGAUCAGAUCUGCUGCCACACUUGGCUUAACUUUAAGAUCACAGUUGAAACGUAGGGGUCACUGAAGUGCCUGUCUCACAGUCUAUUUGAUAACCCCUAGAACCUCCAGUGUCAUUUUGCCUUGGGCAAGAGCUAAACAGAUUGGUCGCAUUUAAAAUGUUGGCGUAUUCAAGUAUUUGCAUUUUUCUUUACCAAAACAUAUAGGUUGUUGCUCUGGCGUUAAAGCUGCAAAUUUGAUUUGAUUUGAAGAACACUGUAUUUACUUUAAUUUAGGCUUCUACUUUAGUUACAUACUUAGUGAACAUGAAAUAUUUAUAAUGUAAAUUUUGUAUUAUUAGUGCAUUUUGCUUGUUCGAAACAUAGACAUUUUCGAUCAUUUUACAUCAUGUGCAUCUUCGCUGUAAAUAUAUGCAUUUAGUAGCAUAUGCCCUGUGCUACUAAAUACAGAAUGUACAUUUAUGAAUAUUUACUCAAUAAACUGUUUGUUGGAAAUCUCAA